AUCCCUCAGGCCUAAGAUCGGUUUUUCGGGCGGUUUCUUUAUAUGGAAAUAUUGGCUGGUAUUCCGGUUUUUGAUGGGCAGCAAUAGUGCUUCGGGCCAUAUAUAAGCAUUUUGACUUGAUUUUUAGCGAGAGUCUCGUUGUGUUCACUGUUAGCUGCAACUGAGACAAGGAAGUGCAGUUAUCUGAGAUGGCCGACGAUCUAGCAUCAAGAAGUUUAGCACUGGUUAUCUUCGAAGGCUCCUCUUUGGUCGUUUUAAACAUCCUCUCACUGGCAGGAAAUAUUAUGGUAUGCUUAUCUGUUUACAGAAAUCCAAGAUUACGCACCCCCACGAAUCUUUAUAUCAUAGCAUUGGCUGUGAGCGACUUGCUCUCCGCUGUCUUUGUGAUGCCUCUCAGUGAAAUAAUACUCUUCACAGGAAAAUGGUUGCUUGGAGAAACCAUUUGCCAAUUUCACGCCUUCAUGAGUAUCUUCGUCAUCUACGUCUCACCGGCAACCAUGGGUUUAACAGCUGUGAACCGAUAUGUUCGUAUGUGCAAACCAAACACAACCUACCAGAAAAUAUUUUCACCCAGAAAGUCUCGUUUAUGGGUGCUCUCCCUCUGGUUCUUUGUGGCUUGUUACAUCGCAAUUCCAAGACUGGCCAAAUUGCAAGACUUUGAGUUUGUGCCUGGCUAUGCGCAAUGUUCUCUCAAACACCUUGGGGAAAGUGCCAAGUUCAUCCACUACAUAAUAGUUUUAACACUUUUUCUUGUCAUCCCUUUGGUUGCCACAACUUUUGGCUACUCGAGAGUUCUAAAAGUUGUUCGUCAACAUCUGACAGGGAUUUCUCCCGCGUUGAGAGGACUCAGAGGGAACGACGCGCGCAUUUCCAUUCAAGAAAUUCGACUGAGCAGGAAUGAAUUCUACAUUCAGGAGCGAGUUUCGCCGUAUCUUAUCUUCUGGGUCGAUGACUGUCUCCGCAUGCACACAACCACAAAUUGAACAAGAAGAAUAUGAACUUGGCCCAGUGACGUCCAAGUAGGAA
Pocillopora verrucosa is the source of this 1026-nucleotide messenger RNA. The record is from RefSeq and is a predicted model, not a curated record. NCBI's taxonomy places the organism in Eukaryota, Metazoa, Cnidaria, Anthozoa, Scleractinia, Pocilloporidae.